Messenger RNA from Chelmon rostratus (copperband butterflyfish), 4979 nucleotides. RefSeq names its product lysophosphatidic acid receptor 3 (gene lpar3). Gene Ontology annotation, molecular function: lysophosphatidic acid receptor activity. Gene Ontology annotation, cellular component: membrane. Gene Ontology annotation, biological process: G protein-coupled receptor signaling pathway. The transcript has 3 exons. The coding region runs from base 152 to 1222 and encodes 356 amino acids. Lineage: Eukaryota; Metazoa; Chordata; Actinopteri; Chaetodontiformes; Chaetodontidae. The record is from RefSeq and is a predicted model, not a curated record.
GUCACUUCCGUCGGUCCUCCGCUGCAGGGAAACAUGCUCAUUAACCCGGCACGGAAUGUUUCGCAACUUGUAGCCUUCUGACGCAUCACCGGCAGCCCGUGACCACAGGUAAGAUCACCUGGCUCGUCGUUGUUCCAGUCUGACCUCUAAAAUGGCCCAGCAGAACCUCAGCUGUCAUUAUGAUCAGUCCAUGGGCUUCUUCUACAACAACAGCGGUGCUGAUGAUAAAUGGGACAAGGCCCAGCUCAUCCUGGUGCAGGUGGUGGGCUCUCUCUUCUGCUGUUUCAUCCUGGUCUCCAACGCCAUGGUCAUCGCUGCUGUCAUCACCAACAAGAGGUUUCACUACCCUUUCUACUAUCUUCUCGCCAACCUCGCCGCCUCGGACUUCCUGGCCGGCAUAGCCUACGUGUACCUCAUGUUUAACACGGGCGAGGUGUCACGGAAACUUACGGUUAAAGGAUAUUUCGUCCGUCAAGGACUUCUGGACAUCAGUCUCUCAGCCUCGCUGGCUAACCUGCUGGUAAUUGCUCUGGAGCGCUACAUCUCCGUCAUGAACUGGAAAGUCCACAGCAACCUGACGAAGAGGAGGGUGACCCUGCUGAUCGUGCUGGUGUGGGCGAUCUCCAUCUUCAUGGGGGCUGUGCCGAGCCUGGGCUGGAACUGCAUCUGUAACCUGCGCGACUGCUCCCAGCUGGCUCCCAUCUUCAGCAGGAGCUACCUGAUCUUCUGGUCCGUGUCUAACCUGGUGGUGUUCCUGGUGAUGGUGGCCAUCUACAUGAGGAUCUACACCUACGUCAAGCAGAAGACGUCGGUGCUGAUGCCACACACCAGCGGCUCCAUCAACCGCAAGAGGACGCCCAUCAAGCUCAUCAAGACGGUGAUGGUUGUGCUUGGGGCCUUUGUGAUCUGCUGGACUCCCGGCCUGGUGGUCCUGCUGCUGGACGGCCUCAACUGUACGAGUUGUAAAGUCAUGAAAUUAAAACGCUGGCUGCUGCUCCUGGCUGUCCUCAACUCCGUCAUGAACCCCUGCAUCUACUCCUACAAGGACGAGGAAAUGUGGACAACGUUCAAGAACCUCCUGCGCUGCAUUGGGAACGGCACACGACGGCAGCGGUCGACGAAGGCCAACGCCAGGCCGCUCAGCUCCGCUCAGGACACGGGCAACAGUCAGCUUCCCUCAGAGGAGACAAAAAAUGACGAUCAGGGCAUACUCAAGACCUGAAAAUGGAACUUGUUAAGCUUCUGUCAAAGAUGCAGAUUGGAGUUGACUUGAAAGAGAAACUACGUCGCUGUCUCUCCGGGGGUCGUUCUCUGAUUUUAAGGACUUUCUGGAAGAUACACUGCAAGCCAGCUGCUCCAGUGCAGAGCUGGGGUUGUGGUGAGAUGGAGAGAAGAGACCAUGAUGCACUGCUACCAUGACAGAUGCAAAGAUGUGCUUUGUCAGUUUUUACAGGAUUUUACCAUUUUUGGACACUUAACUCCUGUUUGUGUAUAAUGGGAGAUUCCUGUUGCUGUUUCAUCCUGCUCUUUGUGUCUUCCUCUUCACAUUCCUGUGGGCUAUUUAAACUUGGAUCAUACUGCUCUCCAAUGGCUGAAGAAAGAACACAGUAUAAAGUACACAGCGGUACAUUUCUACUUUUACCUCCAAAAAGGGUAAAAAUCAUGCAAAGGGUGGCUUUUCUUUCUCCCUAGUGUAUAUUUCUGUACAUCACUUAUGCUGUAGAUUUACUUCCUGUGCAGCUUCUAGGGAAGCAAUGCUGCAAUGCAUGAUCGAGUUAAGAAAUAUAACUUGUUUAGAAUCAGGUACUAUAAAACUGUAGAUUUGCUUGGGGCACAGUUUUAAAGAUUAUUUCCUGGUUUUAAACCUAAGUAUACUGUAAAGUGCUGUGCUAUGUGUCUACUUCUUCAUCCUGUGAGAGGCUUUCAGGAAGAGGUGAAGUAAUGUCAACCAGUUUUAAGUCAGUUCACACCCUGCUUUCAUAUGUUAAGCAGGUUAACCUCUGGGGAAAAGAUAAGUGGGUCGCUCCUUUCUUGUCCCCUCUGUCGUCUUUUAUAAGUUCACCUGAACAAACUCCUGCCUGCAGCACCUCACGGAGGCAAACUUGUUCACCCUGCAGCAUUUUAACACAUCCGCUUCAGCUCAGUGAAUGGCUGCUGUGGCUCUGACGAAACAGCUGUUCACCUGACAGGGCGGGGGUUUACAAUCAUUGCGACACACUGGAGGUAUGCUGGAGGUUCAGCAGACACUGAGUACCUGCAGGAAGCGAAGAGGAUACGACUGAAUAGACUAACUACCCCCACCCCACCCCUACGGGUUUCAGAUGACUCUUCUUCAACCUGCUGUACAGUAUUUAUGCCACUCCUGCUGUAAAGGACAUGACAUCAUUAAAGCUGUUCUGUUUUUACGUAUCUUGGGAGUGUAUGAGAGUGGUGUGAACUUGUGUGUGUGUGCGUGUGUGUGAGACUUUUAAACCGACGGCCUUUUAAAAUCAUAAAAAUUGACUCUUUUUGCGAAGUAGCAGCUUUUUGGAAUUUCAUGUUAUUUUUAUUGUCAAACAUCAAAUGUGAUAAUGUGUACAAUAUGUUUGUUCCUGAUAAAAUGACAUGAUACUAAAAGAGCAAGCAGAGUUUAAUAUUGAGGUUAAUUUCUGCAGCUACACCUUUUCUUGCUGCCACACCCUGAUUCCAAAAAAGUCAGAGACGCCUGCAUAAAACAUGAAUAAAACAGAUUGUGUUAAUUUUCUAACCCCUUUAGACAUAUACUUAAUUAAAAACAUUACAAAGACCAUAUAUUUAAUGGGUUCAUGGCAAUGUUUGUCGAUUGGUUGGUCAGUCCACCGCUUUGGUCCAGACUAAAAUAUCAUAACUACUGAUUGGAUUGGCAUCAAAUUCUGUACAGACAUUCAUGAUCCACUUCCUCAUCUUUAUGACGUCAGUGUCGCCCUGAUCUUUCAAUAUACCAAAUAGAUUGGCCCGACAUUUUGUACAUAUUCUCAGACAAAUAGUGAUCGACAAAUGUCUAUAAAACAGCAUGUCUGCAUAAUCUGUAGGUGAGGGACAAGUUUUUCAUAUGGGAAGCAUUCUGGUUUCCGUUGUAGUCCGACUGGUAUUGACCAAUCACAUUUGAGCUGGCUUUGGUAUGCAGGUAGACAGUCUGGAACAGGUGCAAUGCACUGGCCAAAAUGCAAUCUUAGACCUCAUCGGCUGUCAUCUGAUGGUGAUUUAGCUGUUUAUUAUUUUUUUGUCUGCAUUCAUAUGCAGAUAUCUGUUUAAAGAGAUUUUAAAAAAGUGUCAUUUUCACAUCUCCAGUUGCUAAUCAGACGAUAGCCAGUGUGUUCUGAGAUUUGUCACUGACUGACUUUUCCACUGUUACCACUAUGAGGUAACAUUUGUGGUUUUGAGUGAAAUGUCUAUCUAAUUAUUAGAUGGAUUACCAUAAAAUUUGAUUUAGACAUUCAUAUUGCUCAAUAACUUUCCCCUCACUUUUCCUCCAGUGCCAUUAUCAGGUCAAAUUUUUAAUUUUAAUUUGAAAUGUUUAGUACUUUAGUUCAGGACCACACACUUGCAAAACCAGGCAGAUUUCCAUCAGCUGUAUUUUGUGUGUAGUAGGAAAUCUUAGCAUGCUAACAUCCUAAAUUAAGAUGGCCAAUAAAGUAAACAUGAGCAUGCUAACAAUGUGAUUGUUUGUAUCUUAGCAUGCUGAUGUUAGCACUUAGUUUGGCCUCACCGCGGUAGAGUGGCUGCAGCUUUUUUAACUUUUGCACACACCGCCCACUUGGCACCUACGUUAGCCAAACCAAACCAUAAGAUUACUCGUAAAUCCUGUUUGACUGAGUCAGAUUGUCUCCUGAAUUUGAAUGAAAAUAACUGUCGCUAACUGAAAACUGUUUGAAAACCUCUGAUGACACUGCAGCAGAGAUGUUAGUGCACUAACAAACAAAACGCUGAAAGGAUUAUCUGACGCUCCUCUGACAUGACUUGUACUGCAGUGAGCAGUUGAUGAUGAACCGUGCUUUAGAUUUCUGGUUCUCAAGAGCUGCCACUUCAGGAUGAUUUACUCUGGUCAGGCCAAUUAGUGGGUAACCUUCAGUUUCCAUUCAGCCAGUUACAUUACCGGCUGAAGAGCUGGAGAAAAGCAAUUGACUCGUAAGUGGGCGGAACAAGAUCCUCCUCUGAAUUAAAAAUAACCGCAGAAAAGUAUUAUAGUUCACGUUUAGUACAGCGUUCUGUGAUUAGCUGGGUUAACUGCCACUAUUUGAAUAAAUGCAUUUAAACAUUAAAACAUGUUAGGCAGAUCAUAAACUGCGUAUUGUAUACAGCCAGUCAUUUUUAAAUGUGUGCUGUUUAAUACUACAUGCACGCUGUUUCUGUGUCCCCAGAAAGCCUUUGAAUCCUGUUAAAGUUUCAAACCUGCCCUCUAAUUUACUGAAGUCAACAUGCAUUAAAAGCAGGCCUAUCGUUCAUAACCUUUCACUCUCUGCAAACCACAAACCCACAGCUGUUUUUAUUUUGCCCUCAUUCGCUCGGUAACCUGCUUGUACAACACUUCUAAUCCCAUGUUAUAUUCCUUUUAUGCAGUAAAAUCCCACUCAGGAUUUAAUCCCGUAAACACAGCCACUGUCCACUGACAGCAGAAGAAACACUGUUCAACACUGUACAUUUUCUUCAUAGAAAACUACUCAGGGUGUAAAUGCCAUUCAGUUUAUAUUUCAGGUUGAGGUUUGACUUGAUUUAAGUCAUGUGGCCUCCAUUAAAAACAUGCUGUAUUGUAGCGACGACUGUGUGUCCGCAGUAGAGCCCUCUGUCGUGACUGCUGCCUGCCGCUCUGGUUUUGCAUUUCCAAAAACAUGAACUGUAAACUGUGUGGUGUGGCAGGCCUUUUUUCUACAGCUGUGCUGUAAUUAUGCAUUCUUGAAAAGCCAAUUAAAUUUCACAGAUGUUCAAAAAUGCCGUCUUUUGGUUUGGUCUUAAUCUCAGGG